This is a messenger RNA of Fusarium vanettenii 77-13-4, 753 nucleotides long. RefSeq lists its product as uncharacterized. The transcript has 2 exons. The record is from RefSeq and is a predicted model, not a curated record. NCBI's taxonomy places the organism in Eukaryota, Fungi, Ascomycota, Sordariomycetes, Hypocreales, Nectriaceae. The coding region runs from base 1 to 753 and encodes 250 amino acids. Gene Ontology annotation, molecular function: protein binding.
AUGGCAUAUGGCUCACAAACAGUGGUCGAGCUCUCCCAGAUGCUCGACAACAGUCUCCUUGAUCGUGUCCGUCGGUUUUGGUUUCGGCAUAUAACAGACGACCAUCAUUUGAUCGUUCCUGACAAAGAGAAAGCCCUCGUCUGGUUCUCACAAGACGACGAGUUUGAUCAAGAAUGCAUCUCCACCUUCGGUCCUGUUCUCGACUUUCUAAGUUCAGAAACCAACAGGAUAGGAGUUGAUUAUAUCCUACACGCCACCAAUCCCACAUCGGCUUUGGACUGGAUGAGCUUAAUAAUCCUCCUCGAUCAGAUCCCUCGCAACUGCUACCGAGGAGAAAUGGCCGCUGUGGCGUAUCGCUUCUUCGACCCCAUAGUCUUGGGCCUCGCGUUCCAAGCAAUUGCAACAGGCAUCCCAGAACACCCCGAAGUACGAUAUCGGCAUGCUUAUCGCUUCUGGUUCUACCUCCCGCUUCAACAUUGCGAAAAUGCCAAGAUUCUUCAGGGUGUCGUCAGGGAGCAUGACCUCAUGUUUGACGACAGUCGCCAGCUGAUGGGCGUGAAUGUUUGUGUAAGCUUACAGAGCCCUGAGGUAUUGCACUGUCGGGAUGUUUUGAUCAAGAGACGCGAGAGUCUUGGGAUUUGGGAAGCGACGCUUCGAGGAAUUGUGAGGGAUCAUAUGGCCACCCUGGAAGAGCAUGGUAGAUACCCUCAUCGCGAUCGGGCACUGGGGCGAAAUGUAAAUUGCAAUAGCUAG